Molecule: messenger RNA, 1827 nt
Organism: Protomyces lactucae-debilis
Lineage: Eukaryota; Fungi; Ascomycota; Taphrinomycetes; Taphrinales; Protomycetaceae
Product: Cupredoxin
Exons: 2
Coding region: 1-1827 (608 amino acids)
Molecular function (GO): copper ion binding; oxidoreductase activity
Source: RefSeq, a predicted model, not a curated record
AUGGUUGUUGAUCUUGGUCUUCCAGCACCCGGUGCAUCCAAUCCAGUACGUACAAAGGGCCAGAUUGUCAGCGAUGACCCAGAAGCGACUGUCUCUGUCCCAGAUGUAACUCAAAUCCAAGAUGAUGCUACACCUACGCCUCAAACCUUUAGCAACACUCACCGAAGAAGGCCAAUUUUCAACACUCCGGACCGUUCCAUCUACAAGAAUUGGUCAAUCAACUCUGACUAUCUCUCCCAUGUCCCCGACACAGGCGUCACUCGACACUAUGAGCUCACCGUGGACGAGAUUACCCUUGCGCCGGACGGUGUCGACGCUCCUUUCAUGCAAGUGUUCAAUGGCCAAUUCCCAGGACCUCUGAUUGAAGCAAACUUUGGCGACUGGAUAGAAAUUCGCGUUACCAACAAGCUUCUCAAUAACGGUACAUCUAUUCAUUGGCACGGCUUCGUCCAGACAAACAACACGCAGAACGAUGGCGUCAAUGGUGUCACACAGUGCCCAAUUCCGCCUUCCGGCGCAGAAUUGGUAUAUCGCAUACGUGCCGAGCGAUAUGGAACAUCUUGGUAUCACAGCCACACGAGCGUGCAGUACGGCAAUGGUCUCUAUGGACCCAUCGUCGUGCAUGGCCCAACAUCAGCUGACUGGGACUUUGACAUGGGCACACUCCUUAUUGGAGACUGGUACAACCAGUCUCAAUUUGACCUCAUCAAUCGCUUCUUUCAAUCUGGUCCGGCUACCGCAUCUUCCACAGUGUUCAAUGGGCAGGGCGUACGAUUGCAAGCAAACGGCACCACUACCGGCCAUUACUACGACAUCACAAACAAGCGACGCUUCCAGCGUGGUGGUCGAUACCUCCUGCGCCUCAUCAAUUCUGCUUCUGACGCAAAGUACCAGGUCUCACUCGACAACCACACCAUGACGGUAAUUUCCGUGGACUUCAUUCCCAUCAAGCCAUUCGAGACACGAACAGCCUUCUUGAGCAUUGGACAGCGCAUGGAUGUCAUCUUCACUGCUACUGGUGGCUCAACUGCAUCCUACUGGUUCCGUGCUGAUACGACCGCCCUGAAUGGCACGUUGAAUCGCGGGACGACAUGCGGCGAUCAGAAUGACAGUGCACUCCAAUCAAAAGCCAUCGUGCGCUACAUUCGAGCCAGCAAUAACACUGAACCCACAAGCAAUCCGCACACGUACUCACCGCACUGUUCAGACCUUGCCAGUGAUCACAGUGUUGUACCUGUUUUACCACUACGACUGCCACCCCCUACCAAUACACAAAACAUCGUCAUUGACCCAAUCGUGGCGAAUUCUUCGGGCGACAUCGUCUUUAGGCUCGACAACUCGUCACUCUACCUCAAUUUGAACUUUCCAACUCUGAAGCUCAUCAAUGAUGGAUUCAAGACUUUCCCCAGGCAGUACAACGUGUACAUCCUCAACGGCACUUGGCAAGACUCGACCAUGAUUGUGCUACAAGACAACACUGGCAUCCCUCAUCCCAUUCACCUGCAUGGUCACGACAUGUCUGUUGCGGCGCUUGGUAACGGUACUUGGAAUGGAACCAUCAAUUUCAACAAUCCACCUCGACGCGACACUGUUCAAAUGGAAGGAGGAGGCCAUCUCGUCAUGCACUUUGCGUUGGACAACCCGGGAACUUGGCUAUGGCACUGUCACAUCGCAUUCCACGUCAGUGCGGGUCUCGGAGCGCAAUUUGUCGAGCGUAUGCAAGAUAUCAAUACGGUGGAGAAUGUCACGCAGACGUAUCAGACGUGCUCGCAAUGGCAGGCCUGGACAAAUUUCAACCUAGUCAUGCAAACGGACUCUGGUGUGUAG